AUGGCCAACAUUGACAUGAAUCCGCGGAUCUUCUUACAAUUAGCUUGGGCUUUCCCUGUGUUCCCAUUGCUCUUGACGGGGGUCGUCACUUUCAACGUCCUUCGUAUCGUGCCAUUGACUGAUCCCAGGGCUGUAUCAAUUUUUAUUACUGGUCUGUUCAUGUUCGGGGCUGGCGCAUUUAUGUGCAUCUUCUACUUGGCCAUAUUUCUCCUCCGGAUCAUGACGACGGGAUUUCUGGACGGUCAUCAGGCAAAUGGGGCUUUCAUUGCCGCCGGGCCACCGCCAUCAUACUUUUCAACAUGGGUAAAAUCGCUUCGAAACUCUUCCCGAUUCAUUCUUUGA
Messenger RNA from Puccinia graminis f. sp. tritici CRL 75-36-700-3, 342 nucleotides. RefSeq lists its product as uncharacterized. The record is from RefSeq and is a predicted model, not a curated record. Bases 1 to 342 code for a protein of 113 amino acids. Gene Ontology annotation, cellular component: membrane. Gene Ontology annotation, molecular function: malate transmembrane transporter activity. The transcript has 5 exons. Gene Ontology annotation, biological process: malate transmembrane transport. NCBI's taxonomy places the organism in Eukaryota, Fungi, Basidiomycota, Pucciniomycetes, Pucciniales, Pucciniaceae.